This is a messenger RNA of Ostrea edulis (European flat oyster), 2359 nucleotides long. RefSeq names its product centriole, cilia and spindle-associated protein-like. The coding region runs from base 243 to 1280 and encodes 345 amino acids. Gene Ontology annotation, biological process: regulation of mitotic spindle assembly. Lineage: Eukaryota; Metazoa; Mollusca; Bivalvia; Ostreida; Ostreidae. Gene Ontology annotation, cellular component: ciliary transition zone; cytoskeleton; ciliary basal body. The transcript is spliced from 4 exons. Gene Ontology annotation, molecular function: microtubule binding. The record is from RefSeq and is a predicted model, not a curated record.
GUGACAAGAUCAAACGUAUCCUGAUGAAUGCUUAUACCUGUGCAGUUGAGUUUAAGUACAUUCAGACAGCUGUAGAUUAUGUGCAUGGGGUAGAAAGCGAAGUGGGGUGAAAUAUAUAUACAUUUUUAAAAUAUGUGAAGUCUUUCAUCAGUAUGGACACUUUCAGAUUUUGAUGGUAAUGCAUUAAAUUUUUGGAUAAAUGUAAAGUACAGAGGGAAAAGAUUCUGUUUCUUUGAUACAGCAUGGUAUCUAAAGCAUCUGAAUACAGGCGAGAAUACCGCCCAGCUUCUCUAGUUAAAAACAUUCCUACGUAUUACGAGUCACUAACGUAUCGUCACCAUCGCCGUGAGCUUGAGUACGCUCACACACCCAUUUCUUGGUUAUCAGAUUUGGAUGAUAAAACAGAGGCACCAGAUGAAGAAGAUAUACCUGUUGUAAACCUGAAAAUAGAUGAGAAAGAUGAAAAAAGGGAUAUGGAAAAAGAAGAGGGGAUGAAAAAUGAAGAGGAUGAGGAGAUUAAUGACACUGAAGAGGAAUUGGAAGAAGAGGAAAUAAAAAAAGAAAAAUCUGUGAAUUAUGAUGAACAGAAAAAACCGGUUGGAGCACAAGAAAAAUCAGAUGUUUUGAUUGAAAGGCAAACAUCAGAGAGUAGGGAACUUACAAAACUAGCUAAGAAUAAGCUGAAGAAAUAUAGCUGUACUGAGAAUAAAAACAAUGGCAGAAUAAAGCCAUCUCAAGACAAAUACGAAAUCAAAGAGGAAUUUCUAGCACCAAAAAACGUUGAUGAGAAGAUAUUUGUUAAAAGACCAAGGCGUCCUGACAGAAGUAAACAGAUCCUACCUCGUCCCAAAACAGCCUGCUCGUCCUCUCAACCACAGGAGUCUAUGACGCGUCCUUUAUCAUCAGCGUCUCCGAGGCCCUCCUCCUCUGCUUCCUGUGAUAAACCCCCUUUUGUACUGUAUGGCAGUGGUGACUCCGAACUCAAAACAGGGAACAAAAGAACUCACAAUGUCCACUGUUCAACUGAUAUUUACCCAGCUGCUGUAAAAGCUAGGCAACAAAACUACAUCAGAGCAAAAAAGUUGGAAGACCUAAGGAAGAAAAUUCUCCUACAGAAAAAGAAACAAAAGAACAUACAAACCACUAAAUUCUCCAAGGAGACUACCGCCUGGCACAGCGAGUACCAAAACCAAUACCCCACCUACGACAAGGAAGAGUAUGCAAGACGACUAAGGGCCCUGGAAUUCGCAAGGGCUCGGAAAGUUAAAUGUGAUUUGUAAUAAACUAUUAAGGGCUCUGGGAUUUACAAGAGCUCAGAAAAUAAGUCAGUUGUGAUCGGUAGUUGUAAAGAUAUAUAGGACAUGGAUCUCAGUAUAUAUAUAUACUGUAAUAUUUAUUGUAUAUUGUAUGGAUAUAGAUGUAGAUAUAGGUUCUUGUGUGUGACAAUAUUGCCAGAGGAAGGUCCUGUGUGGCAUUGCUACAAAUCUGAAAAUCAUCAUGCCUGUAUUUAUUAGUUAGUGUAAAGUGCAGAUACAGGCGAAUUAAAGAUAUUUUAAUCUAUUUAUUAUCAGGUAUGCUCAGCAGAUUUUGUGAAAAGUGAUAUGUGUUGAACAGCUUGAUUAAUAGUAUCAGAAAGAUCAUAUUACCUGUAGAUUUAAACAAGAGAGAGGAUAAUGGCUACAAGAUAGAAAUGAAAAUGAAUACUGUGAUAAACUAUAUAUGACAGGUUUUGUUUCUAUGAAGUUUACUGUAAUGACCGACACUGAGGCCAAUAACCAUGCAAUUUAUAUAUGUAAAGAUCCUUUCUGUGUUUUAAUGCCUAGAAUUCAUUAUUGUUAUAAAUGUUAUUCUUAUAAGAGGCAGAUUAAAUUAUUGGUACCAGGUAAUGUUUAAAUAUUGGUACUUGCAUCAUUUUUAAAUUUCAUAGAUCUUGAGAUUUCAAGCUGGAUUAUCUUUAUAUAUUAGUUGAAUUUUAUUUUCCCCAAGAAGGUUUAGAACCAGUUGUUAUUUCACACUUGUCUGUGUCGUGGAUUAGAUGUUGUGUUACUUAGUCCUUAAACGAUUUUAGAAUUUCUCAGUUUACAUUGGGAAAUACUUACACAUGUACAUGUAUGUGCAUGUAUGUGACUGUUUUAAAUCUAGAUACAAUGUAUAUAUUAUCUAAUUUAAUUAAAAUCAGCUAUUUUUAAUCCACUACCGCUUCUCAAGUGGUAUCAGAUUGAAAACAGCUGAUUUUAAUUAGAUUGUAUUUUAUCAAAUGUAGUUUUGGUAAAGAUUCAUAUUUUAUAUAAAGAUGUGAAAUGUGGUAAAAUAAUUUCUUUUCAUGUAUUAAAAAAAACUGUCAUCAUUAAAUAAGAAA